CAGGUAGUUUUUUUUGUUCGGAAUUGAGCCAAUCAGAAAGCGGCUACGGUGGCUCGGAAGAGACAAAAAAAAAGGAACGGAAGCGAAUCGAAGCUGCGCGUCCGUGCCAUGGCGGACGAUUUCUGCAGGCUGUGCCACGGUUCGUUUUGCAAGCCCGGCUGUCAGAAAAUCUUGAGCCGGGUUCACCUGUUCAGAGCCUGCGAGAGGGGAGAAGCCGAGGGGCUGCAUUUGAGCCAGGAGCUCGCCCGGAUCGGCAUAGAGCUGGGAGCCCGCGGGGGAGAAGGAGAAGGAGGGAGCGAGCAGGGGGGAGAGAGGAGGCUGUCGAGUUUCGUGUGCAUGAAUUGUUUCAAACAGUUCCUUCACGUUUUAACUCAAAUCGAGGCGUGGCGGGACAAAGCGCACCGCAAGCCUGCGCAAGUGAAAGCAGAUAAUAGUAAUGACGAAGAGAGGACGGAUGUCCAAGGGGACAUGGAACUGGAGGACAGCAAGCAGGACAUCCCCCGGCUGGACCCAGACCAGAUGGCAGAGGGUGUAUUUGACGUGGAGGUGGUCCAGGUGAAGGAAGAGGAAAUGGAAGUGUCCAUCGAUCACGCGACCCAGGAGGAGGGGUGGAAAACACAGACCGAGGAUUUGAAAGUGGAUGAGGGACCCAGUCCGGACCCCGUGCCAAAACCCCUUUCAAAGACGGAUCCUGUAAAAAACUUCACAGCGACACCCGGGACACCCGUUGAAGAUCCCGCAGGCCGGACGCUGAACCCCCACCUCCCUCUGCUGCAGCAAAUCGCCCGGCAGAUUUCUCUCGCUUCGGAAAACGCGCUACCCGCCCGCGCGGCCGAGGCGGGACAGUCCGAUAACUCGCCGAUCCCGUCAGCGGCGCCGAACUCUGGGCUCCGACUGGUCGGCGCUCCCCCCGGACCGAUCAGGCUGGUCCGAAUGCAGAACAGAGAAGUCCGGCUGGUCGGUCGGCAGGAACCAGCUUUGCAGACCCAACAUCAGCCGAUCAGGCUGCUGCAGAUGCAGAACAAAGAGGUCAGGCUGCUGGCUCCCGGACCGGGAGUGGUGAGCUUUCAAACCCGACCGACGCCGCAGAACCAGACUUGCGCGGUCGACUCGCUGAGUCCUACGGGUCAGCGGGCUGGAAUUCGGUUGGUUCCCGUACGGGCGCUGCCGGCUGCGAAGGAAGAACUGGGCGGCUUGAUUCGAGUUAACCUCAAUCAUAAGCUGAACCCCGAGUCGCAACCGAAGGAAAAUCCGUCAAACCGGUCUCGAGUCGACGGGCUUGACCUUGUGAUGGCUUACCGGAGCCAGCUCCCCAAAACCGCUACGCCCUCGAUCUUGACCCCACCCCCAGCCCCAGCCCCAGCCACGGCCCCAAGAGUUUCUCCCUCCUCUUCUUCUUUGGAGGGUUCGGAAGCGGACGAGGACGAGGAAGGCCGCGGCGCGAAAAGUUCUUACAUCUGCACCCACUGCGGGAACUCCUUCUCCCGGAUGAGCAGUCUCCACCGGCACCAGGACACCUUGCACCCCCGGGUCCGCGCCCCUUCCUACCCCUGCCCCGAGUGCGGGAAGAACUUCACGGAUUCGGGGAACCUGCGUCAGCACUGGCGGAUCCACACGGGCGAGAAGCCGUACUCGUGCGGGGACUGCGGCCUUCGCUUCCGCUUCAAGGGGAACCUCAACUCCCACCAGUGCAUCGACGAGGAAGAGACGCCUUUUUCCUGCCAGGUCUGCGGGAAGAAUUUUCGCCGCCCGGAAGGGCUGGAGAGGCACGUCGCCGCGGCUCACCGGGAGCCCGGGGCCGGCGGGUACGAAUGCGUCGUCUGCGGGAAGCGGUUCUGGAACCGGGAGCUGCUGAAGUCCCACGGGAGGGUCCACACGGUUCAGAAGCCGUACUGGUGUCAGGAAUGCGGGAAGCGUUUCCGCCACCUGUCCACUUUCAACUACCACAAGCGAACGCACCUCCGGGAGGCCCCGCACCGCUGCGACAAGUGCGGCCGGGCCUUCGCGGAUCAGGAGGCCCUGGAGGGCCACAGCAAGGUGCACGGGAGCGAGGCCCCGUUCCGGUGCGAGGUUUGCGGGAACGGGUUCAGGCUGCGGUCGCAUUUCCGGUCCCACCAGAGGAUUCACUCCGGGGAGACUCCGUACGACUGCGCGGAGUGCGGGAGGAGUUUCAGCCAUCUGGGGGCGCUGCGGUUCCACGUGCAGAACCACGAGCGAGGGAAGAAGGAGCAGGAGAAGAGUGAGAACGGGAAAGCUGAGUGAGGAGGAGAGGCCUCUGUGGGGGGGGGGAGGCUGUUGUCAUGAAACGGGGGGGUGGAAACUCGGAUCGGACAGUUGAAAAGAAUCGAACGGAAAAACGCAACAGACUCUUCUGUUGUUUGUUGGAGAUUCCUAUCCGUUCCUAAUUUAGGUGAAGUUAUUUUCUGCUGAUGCAGCUCUGUGGUGGAUCCUAGUUCUUUUGUUUCUGACUGAUCUUCUCUUUUUUUAUUCCAACUUAAGAUCUGGAUUAACUUCAUUGAUCUAAUUUAUUUGUUCAGUCGGACACAUAUCCCCCCGCCUCCCGCCCCCCACAACGGGUCUUUUUAGUUUCUGAAAAAUGCACUUCCUUUCAAGAUUCAAGGUCACACGACCCGUGAAACAUUGUGAGGCCUGGGAGAGAAGGGUUCGAGUGUGUUCCAAUUAGUCGAAUAAUAAUUGAAGCCUGAAAGACGCCCUCCCCCCUCCAGGAACUGAGUUUGACACCCCUGGUCGAGCUAAUAACCUUUAACUAUCGGCCGUUCGUUCCCAGUAUAACUUCACGACAACUUUGUACGUUUUUUAUAAGCUGCUCCAGGUUUCAGUGGUUAAAGAAAAGGGGUCUUGAUACCAGGAGGUUCAAAUCACCUGGCUCAGCCACUGACUCCCUGUGUGUGUGACCCUGAGCAAGUCACUGAACCUCCUUGUGCUCCGUCCUUCGGAUGAGACGUCAAACAAACGAGCUCCUAUUGGAAGUGACUCUGCAGCAGCCACUGACUCCCUGUGUGUGUGUGUGACCCUGAGCAAGUCACUGAACCUCCUUGUGCUCCGUCCUUCAGGAUGAGACGUCAAACAAACGAGCUCCUAUUGGAAGUGACUCUGCAGCAGCAGCAGCAGCAGUUGUUGAUGAUGCAGAGUUCACCCACCCAAGUCUCUGUAAAUCACUUUGGAUCUAAGUGUCUGCAAAAUGUCUUAUUAAUAAACUGGAUUGUAAAUUGACCUGAAACACUGUGUAUCUGUGCUGUGUGUUUGUAGGCAGGAUUAUUUUGAAGAUAGAAUCGCUUCUAAAUUGCUUGUUGAAAUAAACCCAGCUGCUUGUUAAAUUUCUCACAAUGUGAAAAAUAAAAUAGCGAUGUUG
Molecule: messenger RNA, 3373 nt
Organism: Acipenser ruthenus (sterlet)
Lineage: Eukaryota; Metazoa; Chordata; Actinopteri; Acipenseriformes; Acipenseridae
Product: myeloid zinc finger 1-like
Exons: 3
Coding region: 109-2262 (717 amino acids)
Source: RefSeq, a predicted model, not a curated record